AACAUUGACAGAGUAAUGUCAAAAUUGAUAAGAUUGUAGGUCUAUUUGUCAUCAUUUGUGUUUAUUAGAAAAAUAAAAUUCGACAUUAAUUUAUUAAACCUUAGCCUUGCCUUAACAAUAUUACGAUUUAAGUGAAGUGAUCGUUUAUAAUAGAGAUAUUAAAAUGCAGGACACAAGACCAGAAUUAUAUGAAGAAGUAAAGCUUUACAGAAAUGCCAGGGAACGUGAAAAGCAUGACAACAUGGCAGAGUUGUACGCAGUGGUCAGUACCCUCCAGCACCUAGAGAAGGCGUACAUGAGGGACUGUGUGCGCGCGCAGGAGUAUACGGCAGCGUGCAGCCGCUUGCUGGUCCAGUACAGGGUCGCCUUCAAACAAGUGCAGGCUGACGAGUUCCCCAAUAUCGAAGCUUUUGUUGCUAAGUACAGAUUGGACUGCCCGGCGGCUCUGGAGAGGAUAAGGGAGAACAAGCCCAACCUCAUCAAGGAUGACAAGGGCAACACUAACAAAUACAUCGCUGAGAUUGUUUCGCUGUUCAUAACCCUGAUGGACAAGCUGCGGCUGGAGUUCCGCGCGAUGGACAUGAUCCAGCCGGAGCUGCGCGACCUGCGCGACACCAUGGACCGGCUCAUCAUGCUGCCCGAGGACUUCGAGGGGAAGAUCAAGGUACAAGAGUGGGUGGACAAGCUGUCAGAAAUGUCAGCAUCGGACGAGCUGUCGGAGAGCCAGGUGCGGCAGCUGCUGUUCGACCUGGAGACUUCGUACGGAGCCUUCAACAAGUUCCUGCACAAGGACUGAGGGGGGUCACCGAUGUGACCAGCUCAAACAUGUUGUGUAAUCACCAGUAGCUUGUUUAUGUGAAUAUUAUCAAAUUGUUAAGUAUUUACUCUAAAUUAAAAUUACUGUUGUCUCAAACGUAAUGUUACAUUAUUUGCUCUGCAUAUCAAGCUCAUAGCUUCGUUUAAAUUAAUGAAAAAUUUAAUAAAUUGUAUUAUUUAACGUGAUAUACGAAUAUAGCCCUUAAUGUCAAUGAUUAAGGUUCUUAUUUGCACUAUUAAAACCUUCACAAGUUCUGUUAAAGUCGAUCUGGUUUUUUAAAUUGUUUUAAUAUUUGUUAUUGUAUUGUAUAUCAUAAAGAAUCACAUUUCGUUAACACAACCAUUGAAAAUGUUCAUUAAAAAUAUUAAUUCGAAAUAUGUGUAAAUUUAAAAAAUAAUAUUGUUUAUUUUAUAAUAAAUACUGUAUGUGUAAAUUAAAUACAGUGCAGUGUAUCAUUCCAUAACAUUAGCUCAGUUUGAGCCCUUUUCGAACUAGUCACAACAAAAAUAGACGUUUUUAUGUACACUUCUGCUUACUCCUUCAGGAUAAGAAGGCUUUAAAAUAUAGCCAUUAUGUUUAAUAUGUAUUGAGCGACGUUUUAACUAAAUAUUUCAAACUCAUACGAUUUAUUGUAGACAUUGUAAUGUCAAUGUACUGUUAAGUGAAUUUACUACGAAUAAAUUUUAUAUUCCACACACAA
This is a messenger RNA of Spodoptera frugiperda (fall armyworm), 1517 nucleotides long. RefSeq names its product vacuolar protein sorting-associated protein 28 homolog (gene Vps28). Gene Ontology annotation, molecular function: protein-containing complex binding. NCBI's taxonomy places the organism in Eukaryota, Metazoa, Arthropoda, Insecta, Lepidoptera, Noctuidae. Gene Ontology annotation, biological process: protein transport to vacuole involved in ubiquitin-dependent protein catabolic process via the multivesicular body sorting pathway. The coding region runs from base 164 to 796 and encodes 210 amino acids. The record is from RefSeq and is a predicted model, not a curated record. The transcript is spliced from 7 exons. Gene Ontology annotation, cellular component: ESCRT I complex.